GAGUCCCGGGCGUUACCGCGAGAGGGACCGGCCCGGCGGGAUACUUUGGGCGACUGGCUGGCGGGUAGCAAAACGGCAUUCGCCGCCACUAGGCCGAGCCGCGAAGCGUGCGUGAGGAGGCGCGUCCCGGCCCCCAGGGAGUCCCGCCGCCAUGGACCCGUUCCUGGUGCUGCUGCACUCGGUGUCGGCCGGGCUCUCGAGCAGCGACCUGACCCAGCUCAAGUUCCUGUGCCAGAACCGCGUUAGCAAGAGGAAGCUGGAGCUCGCGCAGAGCGGCCUGGGCCUCUUCACCGUCCUGCUCGAGCAGAACGAGCUGAACGCCAAGCACACCGCGCUGCUGCGCGAGCUGCUCUGCUCCCUGCGGCGCGAGGACCUCCUGCUCCUCCUGGACGACUUCGAACGGGGCGCGGCGGGCGGGGCGGCGCCGGAGGACCGAGACCUGCGGGCAGCAAUGGAGAUCAUCUGUGAUAACGUGGGGAAGGACUGGAGGAGGCUGGCUCGUCACCUCGGAGUAUCUGACGUCAAGAUCGAAGCCAUUGAGGAGAAGUACCCCCGGAACCUGGCGGAGCAGGUGAGGGAGCUGCUGCGGGUCUGGAAGAACAGCACUAGGGAGAACGCAGCUGUGUCCUGCCUGGUGGGCGCGCUCCGGGGCUGCCAGCUGAAUGUGGUGGCGGACCUCAUCGAAGAGGACCAGCGGGCCCGGGCCCUCCAGAGUGGGAGCGCCGACCCUGGGUCCUUCGCAGCCUGGGACUCGGGCUCCGCUGCCCCGAGAGCCUCCUGACGACCCAGCGGCUCUUCUGCGGGGACCGAGGGCGGCUGCACGGUCCUGACCACGUCCCGUCCAUGCCAGCCCUGUGAAGACUCAGGGAGGUGGCUGUGGGCCCGCGCUCCUCUGUGCCAGCCAGCCGUGUGUGCCAUCGUCCCCAUUAAACGAGCUCCUCCAGGA
Messenger RNA from Bubalus bubalis (water buffalo), 946 nucleotides. It is a transcript of the gene FADD, whose product is annotated as Fas associated via death domain. Gene Ontology annotation, biological process: regulation of apoptotic process; signal transduction. NCBI's taxonomy places the organism in Eukaryota, Metazoa, Chordata, Mammalia, Artiodactyla, Bovidae. The record is from RefSeq and is a predicted model, not a curated record. The transcript is spliced from 2 exons. Bases 152 to 781 code for a protein of 209 amino acids. Gene Ontology annotation, molecular function: protein binding.